Messenger RNA from Labeo rohita (rohu), 2992 nucleotides. RefSeq names its product mitochondrial carnitine/acylcarnitine carrier protein. Lineage: Eukaryota; Metazoa; Chordata; Actinopteri; Cypriniformes; Cyprinidae. Gene Ontology annotation, biological process: carnitine transmembrane transport; mitochondrial transport. The transcript is spliced from 16 exons. Bases 515 to 2389 code for a protein of 624 amino acids. Gene Ontology annotation, molecular function: O-acyl-L-carnitine transmembrane transporter activity. Gene Ontology annotation, cellular component: mitochondrial envelope. The record is from RefSeq and is a predicted model, not a curated record.
UGCCCGUCACGACUUGCACCCGGACGAUUUAAAGCGACGCGCUGUCAAGUUUUGUUUGUUGGAUGAGUCACGUGUUCUUUCUGUCGGCGGGGGCGCGCAGCGGCUCAGAGACUCCAGUCUCCAUUCAAAAUCACACGAGCACUUACUGAAGACAGUUGCACACCAGAAAGUCUUUUGUUUCAGUAUAAUAAUUGCAAAAAUUCUCCUGAAUAAUGACAGAGGCAGACCGUUAGAGUAUAGUAUAGCGCUAUUACAUAAUUAAUAAGAGAAUUGUUACUUAAGCCCCGCCCAUCUCCGAACUCACGUGUGUUCAGCGGCGGAAUGCUACUCUGCGGGUGCGUCGCUGAAAUAGUUCCGGGUGUGUUUGUGGGUGAAAGGUCGCGGUCGAGACAGAAGAGACACUGGAAGCAGCGCUGAAAACACCCGUCUGUCUGUCUGUCAUUGUGAGAUUGUCGGACAGACGCGCUCAAUCAGCCGGAUUCGUGUGCGAUCGGACCGGAACCGGACAGGAAUCAUGUCGAAGCAGCCGCAGCCGAUCAGUCCGCUGAAGAACUUCUUCGCCGGCGGGUUCGGGGGAGUGUGUUUAGUGUUCGCCGGACACCCGCUCGACACCAUCAAAGUGCGACUGCAGACGCAGCCCAAACCCGGUCCGGGCGAGUCUCCGCUCUACCGAGGGACGUUCGACUGCUUCAAGAAAACGUUGGCGAAAGAGGGCGUUCGGGGUCUGUAUAAGGGCAUGGCGGCGCCCAUCAUCGGAGUCACGCCCAUGUUCGCCGUCUGCUUCUUCGGCUUCGGACUCGGCAAGAAACUGCAGCAGAAAACGCCAAACGACAUCCUGACAUAUCCACAGCUGUUUGCGGCCGGGAUGCUGUCGGGUGUGUUCACUACGGCCAUCAUGGCUCCGGGGGAGAGAAUCAAGUGUCUGCUGCAGAUCCAGGCGGCGUCGGGCCAGGUGAAGUACGCGGGGCCGAUGGACUGCGCCAAGCAGCUGUACAGAGAGAACGGCAUCCGCGGCAUCUAUAAAGGAACGGCUCUGACGCUCAUGAGAGAUGUGCCGGCGAGCGGGAUGUACUUCAUGACGUACGAGUGGCUGAAGAAGGCGCUCACGCCGGAGGGCAAGAGGAUGAGCGUGGAGGUUCCGGCGGGUCUGAGCGAGCUGCUGAAGGGCUACACGCUGGAGGUGCUGCGGCGGAGGCCCGCGGACCUGCUGGAGUUCGCCGUGCAGUACUUCACCUGUCUGCGGGAGCAGCGCGGCUCCACCCGCGCCAGCAGCAGCCGCUCACCGGUGACCCGCGGCGUGGCCUUCGACCAGGACUCCGCGCAAACCGACUCCAGCGACCAAGAGGAGGAGGAAGAAGAAGAGAAGAAGGAAGAACAAAGACAAGAAGAAGACGAAGAGGAGGAGGAGGAGGAGGAUGACUUUCCAGAUGAUUUUACAUUCAAAGCUCCUCCACCCAGUAAAUGCAACAGACGUGUAUCAGUGUGUGCGGAGGCGUAUAACCCUGACGAAGAUGAAGACGAGGGCAGCGAGUCGAGGGUCGUUCACCCCAAAACCGACGAGCAGCGUCAGCGACUACAGGAGGCCUGCAGGGACAUACUGCUGUUCAAAACCCUCGAGAAGGAUCAGUUCGCGGAGGUGUUAGACAGCAUGUUCGAGGUGCUGGUCAAACCCAACGAGUGCAUCAUCAAUCAGGGCGAUGACGGAGAUAAUUUCUACGUCAUUGAGAGGGGCGUGUUUGAUAUCGUGAUUCAGAAGGACGGCGUGAGCCGCUGUGUGGGCUGCUACGAUAAUAAAGGCAGCUUCGGCGAACUGGCCCUCAUGUACAACACGCCGCGCGCCGCCACCAUCAGGGCCAAUCAGGAGGGGGCGCUGUGGGCGCUGGACAGAGCCACUUUCCACAGACUCAUCGUGAAAAAUAACGCCAAGAAGAGGAAGAUGUACGAGUGUUUCAUCGAGAGCGUCCCGCUGCUCAAGUCACUGCAGUUGUCGGAGCGCAUGAAGAUCGUUGACGUGGUCGGGAUGAAGACGUUCGGCGACGGCGAGCGGAUCAUUCGGCAGGGCGAUUCGGCCGACUGCUUCUACAUCGUGGAGUCUGGAGAGGUCAGGAUCAUGAUCAGGAGCAAAACUCGGGCGGGUCAGAGGUCGCAGGAGGAGGUGGAGGUGGCGCGCUGCUCCAGGGGUCAGUACUUCGGCGAACUGGCGCUGGUCACCAAUAAACCGCGAGCGGCGUCCGUGUACGCGGCGGGAGAGACCAAGUGUUUAGUGAUCGACGUGCAGGCGUUCGAGCGUCUUCUGGGUUCCUGCAAGGAGAUUCUGAAGAGGAACAUCCAGCAGUACGAGCAGCAGCUGGUGGCCGUGUUCGGAUCCAGCGUCGACCUCAAACACUGAAACCUGCAGCCAAAUCCUCACGUAGAAACAGAAGUCACCGCACUUUACAGAAAAUCAUCUGCUCAAUGUUACUGACAGCAACAAACACGGCCUUCACAAAAACACAACCAGAAAGAGACGAGAUCACCCACACCUUCUCAUGAAACAAUAUUGAACAGAAUUAGAAAAACACCCGACACGGAAAACGAACACAGCGCUUCUGUAAAGUUAUUUUCUGCAGAAAAAGACUUGAGGUGCGUUACGACAGCGUUUUAGUGCCACGUUAAAAAGUCUAAGAUCACGAGAUCAAAGUCGUAGUAUUUUGAGAAUAAAGUCAAAGUAUUUAGAGAUUAAAGUUGAAAUACGAGAAAAAAACGUUGAAAUACUUUCAUAAUAAAGUCAAAAUAUUACGAGAAUAAGAUAGAAAUUCUACAAGUCAAAAUACCACAAGAGAAAAGUAAAAAUACUAUAGGAAUAAAGUCUAAAUGUUACGAGGAUAAAGUCGAAAUACUAUGAGAAAAAGUAAAAAUACAACAAGAAUACAUUUGAAGUAUUACCAGAACAAAGUCGAAAUAUUACGAGAAUAAAGUUGAAAUACUACAAGAAAAAAAAAAAAAGUCAAAA